Molecule: messenger RNA, 813 nt
Organism: Eupeodes corollae
Lineage: Eukaryota; Metazoa; Arthropoda; Insecta; Diptera; Syrphidae
Product: collectin-12-like
Exons: 2
Coding region: 115-591 (158 amino acids)
Source: RefSeq, a predicted model, not a curated record
UGGAAUAUCUAAGUCAACGCCCAAAUUCAAGACUAAAUUUUGUUCUGAAUUAAUUAAGCUUGUUUAUAAAUUCGACAGAGCAUCGAAAUGUCAAUCAAAUAAGAUUUGACAGUCAUGACAAGAUCCACGUUCUUAGUUCUUGUAUUUCUAUUUGCGAGCGUUGUUGCUCAAGAAUACCGGAACUUUGAUUUUAAAGAAGAACUUCUUCAAAAAAAAUACGUAGUAUAUGGAAUUGGACAGCCUGGACCACCUGGACCUCCAGGCCAAAGAGGUUCACCAGGGCACAAAGGUCCACCAGGACCUCCUGGCGAAGAGGGAUCUGAUGGUCCAAGAGGACCUAUGGGACAACAAGGAGACAAUGGAAAGAAAGGUGACACUGGACCGCAGGGACCUGUAGGAAAACCCGGACAAAGAGGUUUGCCUGGAUAUGAGGGUCAACCUGGCCGACCUGGCCCUAAGGGACCACCGGGACCACCUGGUCCUCCCGGUCCACCAGGACCACCUGCAAGCAAAAAACACCAUUCAUCACACCACUCGUCUCACUCCUCACACAAAUCACGUAAAACCACAACACAAAGCUCAUUAUUAUAGCAGCAAACACUUGGUCCACACGAAAGAAUACCCGGAAUUCCUGAAUAUCCAUACCAAUCGAGCUAAUAAUGAAUAAAUAAUAAAUUUUGUCACUUGUUUAUUAUUCUCAUUGCAAAAAUAAAUCAUUAUGAAUAAAGAAAAUACACAAAACUAAUGUUUUUAUCAAAGAAACGAAAAUAAUAUAAAUAAAGGCAAAAUGUGAAAAUAAAACAGGAAAUUUAA